Peronospora belbahrii is the source of this 1314-nucleotide messenger RNA. Lineage: Eukaryota; Oomycota; Peronosporomycetes; Peronosporales; Peronosporaceae. The record is from the annotation of a GenBank genome assembly.
AUGGAAGAAGAACAACUGGAUGGGCCACGUAUUGACAAACACUUUGAUCGGAUUCGUGCAAAUCUCAUUCGAUGUGAAGAGUGUAAUGAAAACUUUUUUUUCGAUUUUCUACGUCAUCCUCGAUAUUUUGUGACGCAUUUUAAAACAUGCCAUUUAAAAAAUAUCCUUUAUCGUUUCAAUGGAUAUUCCGAAGAAGAGAAUCAACGUGUACGUUUUGGACCUCGACGGAAGAAAGAUGCAACGUCUUGGUUUAGUCAAUUAAAAUCAACUGAGAAACGAAUGAUUUCAAUGCAAGAUAAUAAAUGGGGCGAAAUUGUGGAACGAGAGUGUUGGUCAUGUCGAUUAUGUAAACACGUUCGAAAAACAAAUGAGAUGCCACAUGCGUUCGAGCCAAAUGAAUUAGGUCGUCGUCAAGCUUUAUUACAUCUUCGACAAUACCAUGAAACAGCAUAUAGUGCUUUUCUCAGUAUGUUACCAGCUGUGGGAAGAUUCUUGAGUAUUGAGCAUCCCGCCAUGUCUUUGAGUAAUUUUCGACUCGUGGUAGCAAGUGAGAACGAAGUCGGACUUGGAAAUGGAGAGUCCGUCGUGGAGCUUGAAUCAGGUGGAGCUGCGACGUCUCAUUGGACAAGACAACAUGGUGAUUGUGGGACAGCAUCUACAUUCUCAACACCAAGACAUUCAGUUGAAGCUGAUCGUAGUCGACUUCGUCGAAUGCGAGCAACUCCUGAAGCAAAAAAGGCAGAAGCGGAGCGUAGUAAACGUCGACGAGAACAAUUAACACCAGCUCAACGACAAGCAGAUGCAGAAAGACGGGUCCGAAAACGACAGCGACUUGAGAAACGUGAACGUAGUCGAUUACGUCGAUCGAACGUCAAUCCAGGUGCACGAGAACGAGAGUUGAUACGUUCACGUGAACGUCGUCAGAAUGCAACUGAGCAACAACGCCACCGAGAGGCUCAAAGAAGCCGCAUGCGACGCCAGAAUGCGACAGAAGAGCAGCGUCUGCGCGAACGGGAGCGUUGUCGCCGUCGAUACGAGGCCCAAAAACGGCAAAAGCUUGUUGCUCAAAAAGCUGGUGCGUCGUCGGAUAUAAAGACACAGGAAUGUUUGCCCGGUGCUUUGGCUUCGGAUACUCUGACGUCACCUGGUAAUAAGAGUGACUCAAAUACGCGACCAUCAAGGACCCGAGUCAUGCCGAACGACCUGGAGCAACGGAACCAACUUUUAUUGCAGCAGCAGGCUGGACUUGGCUUGCAGAUUCGGUCGCUCUACGCGUCAUUCUCGCGUCCUCCAUCAUCUGAGUUCGAGCUUUGA